AUGGGCAGUAACUCGUCUCCGCCCUCCACCCUGCAGUUCUGCUAUGAGAACGUGACCGGGUCUUGUGUGAAAACCCCCUACUCUCCUGGGUCGAGGGUCAUCCUCUAUGCAGUCUUCGGCAUUGGGGCUGUGCUGGCAGUGUGUGGAAACCUCCUGGUGAUGGUAUCCAUCCUCCAUUUCAAGCAGCUGCACUCUCCCACCAAUUUCCUCAUUGCAUCCUUGGCCUGUGCCGACUUCGGCGUGGGCAUCUCUGUGAUGCCCUUCAGCAUGGUCAGGUCCAUCGAGAGCUGCUGGUACUUCGGGAGAAGCUUCUGCACUUUCCACACCUGCUGUGACGUGGCGUUUUGUUACUCUUCUCUCUUCCACCUGAGCUUCAUCUCCAUCGACAGGUACAUCGCUGUCACGGACCCUCUGGUCUAUCCCACCAAGUUCACGGUGUCUGUGUCGGGAAUUUGCAUCAGCAUCUCCUGGAUUCUGCCCCUGGUGUACAGCGGCGCUGUGUUCUACACAGGGGUUUAUGAUGACGGCCUGGAGGAAUUAUCCAGUGCCCUCAACUGCAUAGGGGGAUGUCAGGUAGUUGUGAAUCAGAACUGGGUGCUGAUAGAUUUUCUUUCCUUCUUAAUACCUACACUGAUUAUGAUCAUUCUGUAUGGUAAUAUUUUUCUGGUAGCUAGACAACAGGCUAAAAAGAUAGAAAAUAUUGGGAGCAAAACGGAAUCCUCUUCUGAGAGUUACAAAGCCAGAGUGGCAAGAAGAGAAAGAAAGGCAGCCAAAACCCUGGGAAUCACUGUGGUAGCAUUCAUGAUAUCAUGGUUGCCCUACAGCAUUGACUCAUUAGUUGAUGCUUUUAUGGGCUUCAUCACCCCUGCCUACAUUUAUGAAAUCUGUGUUUGGUGUGCUUAUUACAACUCAGCCGUGAACCCUCUGAUCUACGCUUUAUUUUAUCCGUGGUUUAAGAAAGCUAUUAAGGUUAUUAUGAGUGGUCAGGUGUUCAAGAACAGCUCAGCCACUAUGAACUUGUUCUCUGAGCAAAUAUAA
This is a messenger RNA of Mus pahari (shrew mouse), 1038 nucleotides long. Its product is annotated as trace amine-associated receptor 6. Lineage: Eukaryota; Metazoa; Chordata; Mammalia; Rodentia; Muridae. Gene Ontology annotation, cellular component: membrane. The record is from RefSeq and is a predicted model, not a curated record. The transcript has a single exon. Gene Ontology annotation, biological process: G protein-coupled receptor signaling pathway. Gene Ontology annotation, molecular function: trace-amine receptor activity. The coding region runs from base 1 to 1038 and encodes 345 amino acids.